UCCCUUAUUAUAUUUAAUUCUUUUUUUAAGCUCAACCAACGCUCCAUUUCACUUGCGGAAUGUGAAGACAUUGAUCCACCUGAUUUCAAUGCUGCCGAAUGUCUGGACAAGAUUGCUAAGGCAAGUUUCAGCACUUCAAAAUAGGGACUUGAUAUUUAAAUAUACUUCUCGAUUUUCUCUGUCUUCUAUCUAA
Messenger RNA from Protopolystoma xenopodis, 193 nucleotides. NCBI's taxonomy places the organism in Eukaryota, Metazoa, Platyhelminthes, Monogenea, Polystomatidea, Polystomatidae. The record is from the annotation of a GenBank genome assembly.